This is a messenger RNA of Drosophila serrata, 4838 nucleotides long. It is a transcript of the gene wde, whose product is annotated as Fibronectin-III type domain-containing protein windei. Gene Ontology annotation, molecular function: protein binding; transcription coregulator activity. NCBI's taxonomy places the organism in Eukaryota, Metazoa, Arthropoda, Insecta, Diptera, Drosophilidae. Gene Ontology annotation, biological process: regulation of DNA-templated transcription. The record is from RefSeq and is a predicted model, not a curated record. Gene Ontology annotation, cellular component: nucleus; transcription regulator complex.
UUGUCUGGCAUUAGCCUGUGUUUCAUCUCGCCGUUUAAACGCGUCGGGAGCGGAUUUGUUGAAUUUUUGUAAACAAAUCGCUCGAAAACUGUUAAAAUCGUUCAAAACACUGACCACUGACAGCUGCGAGCUGGGUUAUGCAAAAUUCUGACAUUUUUUGUGAUUACUUCAGCUAAUAAAUGAGUAAAUCGGGUUGUUUCUGAAAGUGGUUCAAUGUGUUCAAAAUAGGUCAGAAAGAAAAAUAAAUAUAGACCAAAAAUGAUGGAAGUAAGCCAGAAUGUGGAACUGAAGGAACUGUCGAAAGAGGGCGCUUUACUCCGAACUAUAUCCUCGGACCUCGGUAGUGAUGUAGAACCUCUCUCCACCCCUGCCAUUGACAACAAAUCCAGUAGCCGAUCGUCCAGGGAUGAAGGCGACCUUAGUGAUCUGACUAAUGGUCAGGAUUUACCAAUCCAAGAUGUUGGUAAAUCAAUUACAGCCACGGAAGUGCAUGAACGGAAUGCGGGUAGCGACUUGGAUGACCUGCUAGACAAAAUAAGCUCCAUUGUUGACUGCAGUCCCAAGAACUUGGACGAUAGUCCUGAUAGUCCCGAUAAGAGCGAGGAAUGCGACUCUGCGACGGCAAAGGAGAAAACAGCUGGCCUUCAUGAAAGACAGUUUGAUGUGGUAGUUGAAGACGAAAAGGUAGAAGAAGCAGAGAAAGAGGUGCUCAAAAAGUGUGAAAAUAAAAACGUGGAGCUGGAACCGGAGCUUGAAUCCGUAAAGGGUAUUGAAGAGGUAAUUGAAGACACCCAACAAAGCAUUCAAGAUAAAGAAGACAAAGAAAAAGAAGAAGACGAAAAAGAAAGCAUUCAAGAGAAAGCAAUAAAGGAAAUUGAUGUCUCGCCCGAUGCUGAGGAAGAAAUUAUUUCCAAAUCUCCGACCGAACUGAGCACCUCCAAGGAUGAUGUAUUUGAGGAUGCUCUAGACAGCAUUUCCAGCUCAGAUGAAUUUGAUGCAUUCGUUUCUCAGGACUGUAAGAAAGCUAAGCCACGUGAAGAGCCGGUCACUGAGUCAAAGCCGUCGGCAGCUGAAGAUCUUGAAGAGAUCUCCUCAGAUGAAGAAAAUAUCCCUAAGGUUGACGAAGUCGAAAAACCCGUCAGAACCGAAAAACUUCCCGACGAGGACGUCAUAGAUUUAGAUUCUUCGAAUGAGUGUGUAGUGUGCGAAACUACAACAGAGGUCAAGGAAUCUGAUGCCAUUUCGGAGGUCAAGAAAUCUGAAGCCGUCGCGGAGGAUACGUCUUCGGAAGCCAAAGGUGAUACGGAAGCACUAGAAAUUACGGUAGAGGAAACAGUUACAUGCACAGAGGUUAAGGAAGUGGAUGCUGCAGCCAAGGAUACAGAAGGGCCAGAAGUUAGCAUAGAAGAGGAGACAACCGUUGAAGAAUCUGCGGAAUUAGAAGCUUUGAGUGCAGCGAAAGCAGAAGCUUCUCUUAAUAAAGCGGCCCCCAAGUCGGUUAUUGGACUCCAUCAAGAAGAGGGCCACAAAGCAACCGAGGGGCCAACUGAAAGAGAACCGAAGUCAGCCGAAGAGCCAAUAGAGCCCAUGUUAAUAGAUGACGAAGAAUCAAUAACAAAUCCUAAGAAGGUUGCUACCGAGCAUGAGGAGGGUCGAACGCAAACCCAGGAACGGAAUGACACCACUAUAGACGAUUUCCUAAUGGAGGUCGACAAAGAUUCCUUCGAAAGCGAGGAAAAAAAGAAAUCAAAGAAGGAAGAUGAUGCACCGGUGAUUAUCUCCGAGAACGAUAAUGAACCAAGGGUUAAUGGGGUCUCCGAAAACCCAACUGAGAAGGAAACUGAAAAAAAAGAGAAAGAUAAAGAUGAGUCAAAUGAGAAAAUCAUUCUUGGAAAAGAAACCAAAGAGAACGAAUCAGAUGACGAAGUGAUUUUCUUUGAACCUAUAGAUAAGACUAAAACGGAUGAAACUUCCGUAGAGCCAGCAACAGAGAAAGUCAAGCCUGAAACUGCGGCGGACAAGGAUGACGAUGUCGUCCUGGUGUCUGAAGAUGAGGACGAUGAACCGUCACCUAAAACAACGGAGAACAAAGCUGUCAAGAGUUCAGAAAAGAAAACAGCUUCCGAAGAACUUCCCACGGAUUCAACUGCUCAGGAGUCGGUUGCUAGCAAGGACCUACUGGUGGACAAUACCGAUAAUGCGUGUGACCAGUUUGAUAAACCAAAGACUCAAGAUAAGGUGAAGUCUGCUACAACGGAGGAUGGAAACAGCAACUCUAGCAGUAGUAACCUCUUAAGGCCAGCCGAAAAUGCCGAACAGCCUGAAUCAAAGCGUCUUCGCCUUAGUGUCGAUGAGAAAAUAACCUCCAACCCAGAGGUAGGCGCAGAGUCACUUUUAAAAUUCGGCAGCGAAGAUGAAGAUAAAAAUUAUGCGAAGCGGAGCCACGAUAGUGUAGAGAGAAGUCCUGUUCAGAGGAACGAGGAGAUACCCAAUAAAAAACUCAAGACUGAUGAUUCCGACUCGAAUAGUUCAAGCGACACGCUCCAAAUUGAUCUAGAUGCAAAGGACGAUACAGUGGAUGAAAACCCAACGGAAUUGGUCAAACCGCUGGAUGAAAAGGAACUCAAAUUGGAUCUGAAACCGGAGCCUGAAAUAAAAUCGGAUGUCAAGCCGCUUCGCUUGGAUUUCUUGAAGAACUUCCGCAAGAGCUUUGACACCUUGACCCGCGACGAUUUAGAAGAGCUGGUGCUGCAAAAGGUCGUUGAGGCAAUGCUGGUCAAGAGUGAGUUUGCGGACAUACGCACACAGCUGGACAAGUGCGAAAGUACACUCGCCGCAUAUCGACGUAAGAUUGCCGAGGUGUCCAAGCAGUUCCUUGACUUGGACACGGUGCACAAGAGAGUGCUGAAGGACCUGGAAAGCAAGAACUCGCACUUUACCGCUCCGGUACGUAUAACCCGAGCUGUCGGACUGCAGGUUGGCAUCCCCUUCAAAGCUAUGAAGCCAACGGUCGCCGUGCAGGAUCAGUCGCACGCAGCGAGCAGCAUGUUGGCGCCACCCAGUGGAACACCUCCGAAGGCGAGCACCUCGCCGAUGCGAUCACCAAUGAGAUCCAGGACAACGCCUUCCGGUGCUGCAACUGUGCCAGCAACUGCCACGAGCCCCAACCCCAGUACCAGUCCAAGUCCCAACCUUCAGCAGCAACUUCGAUCCAAUGCCAACUUUGGCCAACCACCGACUGCGGCGACUGCUGGCACGCCACCAGUGCGAAGGGGCUGUUUGCAGAAGAUAACACCCCAGCGGCCGAACCCAGGGGCUUCCGUCUCGCCUGCCAACAGUCAGCCAAACGUCCAUCGCCUGCAGGCCUCUCCGCCGACCGGAGGCAUUACUAGGGGCAUGCAUGCAUCCAAGCACACAGGAUCCACGGGUAUGGCAUCCUCGGCAGUCGUUGCGGCUGCGGCGGCCAAAGCUGCUGCCAUGCGACAGCGGAAUGCAACGAAUGUCUCCGCCUCCGUUUCUGCCUACAUGGCCCAGAAGCAGCAGCUCCAGCAACAACAGCAACAGUAUCAAACACAUCGGCCAGGUCCCGCAUCCAGUUCCAGCUCUGGACUCAGUCCCGGUCCGGCCAAACAACCCAAGUGCACGACGACAGUCCACGCCCAGGCACCGCCUAUUUCAGGGGCAACCGUGUCAGUUCCCUUGUCUUCUACCGGAGGAAGCGUUCCUGGAUCCUAUGGCCAACAGCCCAGCUUAGCGCCGGCUAAGCCGAAGGAGAAGGCCGUCAUCGAUCUGACUGAUGAAGAUGACGCAGCGGCAGCGGCCGCAGCAGCAGCGACGCAAGCUGCUCAGGCCGUGCAGGCCUCCAUAGAGGCGAAUGCUCGUCUGCGCCAGGCGGCAAAUAAUACGGUGAAGAGGAAUGCCCAGGCGGCAGCUGCGACGAGAGGCCGAGGAGGCCGUGGAGGCGGGAAUGUGGUUCGGCAAUCUCCCAUGCAAUUAGCGCGAGUGAAUGCACGCCAAAUAGUUCAAAGCAAUGGAGGAGGUCAGCGUAAUUCUAUGGGCUCGAAUAUAACCAUGCAGAUACGCUCCGAGAAUACCCCGCCAGCUGCCUCCCGGCUAAGGUACUCUCAUCCGGCGCCACUGCCCACGUCGCCUGCCCAGCCCUUUAAUCCAGCUUGGAAAAUGCCGCCGUCGCGUCCUGUAAUCCGCAUCAGUCUUCUGGACACUGGAAUAGUUAUCUCGUGGACGCUGGAAGACACGAGCCCGCGGUACGCGGAUUGUGUUACCUACCAGAUCUAUGCGUAUCAGGAGACGAUCCACGAGCCCAGUACGGACAGCUGGCGACAUGUUGGCGAUGUUAAAGCUAUGCUGCUGCCGAUGGCCGUAACACUGAACCAGUUCCAGGAGAACCAGCGAUACUAUUUUGCAGUACGGGGAGUGGACGAUCACCAGCGAUUCGGCCCGUUCAGCGUGCCGAAGACCUGGUCGUAAGCGAAUGGAUUAGUUCUUUUCCUUUUCCAUGCAUAGGAUAAGCAGUAGUCUUAGAUCUAAUUUGUAUUUUAUUUAUUUAUACAUAUAAGUAAGCUUUUUAAGGAUUCAUUCGGUCGCGUUAUAGUUCAUCUUUUGAAAUUAGCUGAAUUAUGAGUUAAGUUUUAAGUUUUAACGAGAUUUUGUACGGGAAUAACGUCAAGCUAAUCCUGCCUGUGCAGCUGUGGGUCGGGCAGCAUUAACAAAAUUACAAAAGAAUUAUAUUCUUAAUCCCAUUAGGUUAUCACUAACCAUUAAGUUCUAAACUUACAUGAAAUACUACCAACACUGAAUAAAUAUCGAAAGAGAUGACA